AUGAGACCGACGCGAGUGAACGCGUUGCUCGCUCAGCUCUCGAUUGGUUGGCGUUUCCCGCGGAUCACUCGGCGGUCGCGCGAGAGUGAACGCGUUGCUCACUCGGUUCUCGAUUGGCUGGCGUUUCCCGCGGAUCACUCGGCGGUCGCGUGUGAGCGAUUGUUUUAUUUACUCGACGAUCGAUUGGUUAUCGCUCAAGGUGAGUGGGAUUCGAGACUUCCGUGUGAGAACCGUACUGAUAAGAAGCGGUCAAUGCUCUUUUCAAGGAAAGAACAGAAAGCCAUGAAUCGAGCGCGGAGGAUGAGAGGCGUGCCUGACUUAUCCCUCGAGGUCGAAGCUGACGAAGAGUCGGGAGCGGGGCCUAUGAACAUCCUAGACAUGUUCAAUCUGGAUGGAUCCGAUCCCAGCAACCAGCCUGCCAAGAAGAAGAGAAGAAAGAAGAAGGAAUCGACUGGAAUAUCCGUCGAGAAAUCCGCUCAGGAGUCGACAGAUGGCGGGCAUGAUUCUGAGUCAGACGGCGUCCCUACUCUAAGGGAUGAGUCGGGGGUCCUGCCGCACGCGGAAGAGACUACGGCCGUGGAUCGAGUAAACGACGAAUCCCUUCCUGAUCUCCCAACUGAUCCGGUGGAUCCUUCGUCUAACUCUUUGUCCAAAGGGAACUCCGGGAAGAAGAAGGAGGUGAGGGUUACUCUGGGUUCAGUCGCGGCGCCUCUAAGUGAUGUCGCCCCUUCAAUUCCUGAUCUCGAGACUUCACCCACCUCGGUUGAUCGCCCGAUUACUCGGAGGUUCAAGACCGUCUUUCCCGAUAAAGUCUCCUUCUCGUAUGACGAGGCGUCUCCGCUGAUCUCCAACGGACCUAAAUGUGCUGAGCUCGUCGGUCAGAUCAGGGGAGGUCCCUGUAGUCUCCCGCUUGCGGACCAGCUGGUCUUUUCCAACGCCUAUAAGGACGCUUCGCGCAAUUUUCUGACGGCCGAGGGUAGCUUCAAUUUUCUCGUGGAGAAAUACGAUUCGGAGCUCAAGAGGGCGUACGCCGACUCGGGUGAAGCUUCCGAAAAAAUUAAGGACGGGAAGAAGCGAAUCAAGUCGCUGAAAACCUGUUUGAAGCGGGUCAAAGCUGAGAAGGACGAGGCCACCCGUGGUGCAGAGAACGAGGCGAUGCGAGCUGAGGAUAUCUCGAGCAGGUUCGAGUCCAUGAGAGCUGCAGCGGCUAAGGUCGAGGAACAGAAGGCCGUUCUACUGGCGGACAAGGCGCGGCUCGAGCGCGAGAAGCUUGAACUUGUUGAAGCUCAUGCUAAGGAAGCUGAUCGUCUAAGGGAGUCUCGGGUCUUCGAAGUCACUCGGGAACGGGCUAGGGUGACCGCCGUGAUGUGUGCCAAGGCAUACGUCCGAUACGAGCGGAUCCGUAACCGGGAAAACUCGUUUCCGCAGUUUGAUAAUGCUCGGAGAGGAUUGACUACUUCCAGCGCAAGGAAGAGCACUGGCUUGCGGUAG
Messenger RNA from Eruca vesicaria subsp. sativa (arugula), 1491 nucleotides. Lineage: Eukaryota; Viridiplantae; Streptophyta; Magnoliopsida; Brassicales; Brassicaceae. The record is from the annotation of a GenBank genome assembly.